CUUAGCGCUUGUUGCCUCGUUUUCAGUUCCAGUUGAGUUUUGAUUCAUGCAUAUCACACAACGAGACCCUUUUUUCUUUUCUUUUUUUACUUUUCUUUUCUCUCUCUCUCCUGGUGCUUUUGUCGUGUAUUUGAAGCCCUUGAAGAUGAGCACCUGCCCUUUCUCUAUGAGUAGUUGUAGUUGGAAGCCUCAGUCUGGCUGUUGAACGGUAGAAAUAGCAUUCUCCGAGAGCCACUUGAUAUUAUUAUUGUUUUUUUCGUGGGUUCCUUGAGAUUAAAAGACGAUCAUAAGCGUUAGGUGACUAGCCAGCGUAGACUUAGUCGACUAGUAUAGCCUCGGUUAGUACUUUUUCUUAGUGUUACACAGAUCCCAGGAACCGCCGAACUGGCCUCCCACUUUGGCUCCACUACGUCUGGAACAAAAACAUCCAAUGAUUGAUUCUCCUCGCCGUUCCUCAAUCCAAGUCGUGAACUUUCAACGGCAGUCCGG
Aspergillus welwitschiae is the source of this 489-nucleotide messenger RNA. RefSeq lists its product as uncharacterized. The transcript has a single exon. The coding region runs from base 47 to 205 and encodes 52 amino acids. The record is from RefSeq and is a predicted model, not a curated record. NCBI's taxonomy places the organism in Eukaryota, Fungi, Ascomycota, Eurotiomycetes, Eurotiales, Aspergillaceae.